Molecule: messenger RNA, 1281 nt
Organism: Kazachstania africana CBS 2517
Lineage: Eukaryota; Fungi; Ascomycota; Saccharomycetes; Saccharomycetales; Saccharomycetaceae
Product: WD40 repeat domain-containing protein
Exons: 1
Coding region: 1-1281 (426 amino acids)
Biological process (GO): regulation of gene expression
Cellular component (GO): Rpd3L complex; cytoplasm; Rpd3L-Expanded complex
Molecular function (GO): histone binding
Source: RefSeq, a predicted model, not a curated record
AUGACCAAACUUUAUAAGAAAUCUUCAUACGAAUACAUCUCCAGUUUGAGACCAAAAUUCCAAGCAAGGGUUGACGUUUCAUCCAUUAGAAAAUCCUUUGCCUUCAGCAAUAAGAUUGUACCAAAUAAGGAUGAUAAUACUCUUGGUACUAGCAUCAUUUACUCUCAAGGUAGUGACAUUUACGAAAUUGAUUGUACCAUCCCAAUUGAAUCAAAAAAGGAGCCAAAGCCAGAGUCCGAGUACGGCGACGCGUUCACUGGUGUUGAAGGUAAACCAUUAGCUCCAAAAUGGGUCUACCAAGGUGAAACCGUUUCCAAGAUUAGUUACCUUGGUUCUGGUUACGACACUACAGUUCUUGUCAUGUCUCAAAACGGUUCCUUAGGUUGGUUCAAAGACGGUAUUAAGGUUCCAUUCCAUAUUGUCCAAGAAAUGAUGGGUCCAGCUACUUCCUACUCAGCCAUCCAUUCUCAUGUUAGACCAGGUGAUUUAGCCGUCUCGGAUUUUUCUCUAUCUUUCGAUAACGAGACCAUUGUCAAAUCUCAAAGUAAUGGUACCGAAGAAGAAAGUAUCUUGAAAAUUGUCGAUAAUGCUGGUAAACCAAGUGAAAUCUUGAGAACUAUCCGUGUUCCAGGAACUAACAUUACUCACACUGUCAGAUUUUUUGACAACCAUCUAUUUGCAUCUUGUUCUGACGAUAACGUCCUAAGAUUCUGGGAUGUUAGAACAGGUGACAAGCCUCUAUUCAUCUUAAGUGACCCACAAAACGGUAGAUUAACGGCAUUCGAUUCCUCUACUGUCACUAAUAACUUAUUUGUGACCGGUUUCUCAACAGGUAUCGUCAAAUUAUGGGAUGUUCGUGCUGUUGAAACUGCUACUACCGAUUUGACUAACAGGCAAAAUGGUGAAGAUCCAAUUCAAAAGGAAAUUGCUAAUUUCUACCACUCCGGUGGUGACACUGUUGCUGAUGUCCAAUUUUCAUACACUUCUCCAUACGAUGUUGUCACCGUUGGUGGUUCGGGCAACAUCUACCACUGGGAUAUGGAAUAUGCUAUGUCUAAUUAUGAUGAAGCUGAUUUAGGUAACUUGCCACAAGAAGCUUCUGAAGAAUUACAAGCACAAACCUUGAAGUUCUUACACACCGGGGGUAGCAGAAGAACCGCUCAACAAAAGGGUUUCAGAAACACAGUCGCUUACCAUCCAGUUGUUGAUGGUUUAGUUGGUAACGUCGAUGAUGAUGGUCUAAUUUCUAUUUACAAGCCAUUCACUGUCAAUUCAGAAUAA